GGAUUUUUAUUCAGCAUAUGAUGCUAACCUGUGAGUAACGUGUAAAUACGUUUGUUUCAUUUUUUAUUCUCAAAAUUCGUCUUUGCUGGAAGUUUGCGAUGGUCAUAAAAGUUUCAACAUCGUGUGCCCGUGUCGCAUCUAUUAAAAUCAUAAGUGAAUUUUGUAUGAAUAAAUCGGAAAUAUUGUUGCUCUAUGAAUCUUGUGGUGGCUUUAAUUAAACUCUGUUGAUAAUGCAGUUGGAAUCUGUGACUAUCUUUUGAUUAUUGCUCAAUCUUAUAGGAUGACUACACGAUGUGUCCUUCACGACGCGAUUCUGCGUUCAAGGUUAGAUCCCACUACUGGUUUUUAUUCAAAAGAUCGUAACCGCCGCGAAUAAAUACGGUCAGCAUACAUAAUAGUGUCAUGGCGCGGCAACAAUGACGGAAAGUGUGCUCCUCACCGACGAAUUCGGCACUAAAUUUAAUAUGUGGGGCCGCUUCCGUUAUAAAGGAUUGCUAAUACUAUUCCUGAUUAAUGUGAUUGCGUUUCAAUGUUUUAUAUAUUAUCAAGAGAGCUAUAAAUGGCGAGAGUUAAGGAAUAAGUUGGAAUUACUAAUGACCGAGCAACACGACCUGUAUGGGUUAACAUAUAGCGUAAUUAAGAGACUGGAAGGGCAUGGCGUGUUCAGCGUAAGAAAACAGGAACUUGCCGAGAAACCUAUAAUUUAUGCUAUUACCCCUACGUUUGCCAGGCCUGUGCAAAAGGCAGAGCUGACCCGGUUGUUGCAAACGUUUCUUCAUAUACCCAACUUCCACUGGAUUGUCGUCGAAGACGCGGGGAAAAAGACCAAACUCGUUGCGCGACUUUUAGAGGAUAGUGGUUUACUUUAUACCCAUUUGGCUGCGGCAACACCGCCGAAUUAUAAGUUAGGGCGAAAUGACCCGAAUUGGAAGAAGCCACGUGGCGUCGAACAACGAAAUGCAGCGUUACAGUGGCUUCGGGAAAAUCGCAGGCCGACCGACAAAGGCAUAGUAUUUUUUGCUGACGACGACAAUACGUAUUCGAUUAAAUUAUUUCACGAGAUGGAAAAGAUACAGAAGGUUGGUGUGUGGCCUGUUGGUCUAGUCGGUGGUUUGAUGGUGGAGAAACCAAUAUGUGAUAACGCUACUAAUAAAGUAAUCGGUUUUAAUGCUGCGUGGAAGCCAGAGCGACCGUUUCCAUUAGAUAUGGCGGGUUUUGCCAUCAACUUGCGACUUUUAUUGGAAAAUAAAAAUGCCGCUUUUUCGUAUGACGUUCAGGGUGGUUAUCAGGAGAGUGAGAUAUUGUCACAAAUUGUCACUAGAGAUGAACUAGAAUCGUUAGCAGAUUGUUGCACAAAGGUGUACGUAUGGCACACACGAACAGAGCCACCACAGUUAAACGUGGAACAACUAUUGAUAAAGAAAGGUAAACGUUCAAAUGUAGAUAUUGAAGUGUGAUAAGAAAAAUAGACUGCAGUUUGCUGUAUUUUGAUAUAGUGAUAUUAAGUUUUCAAAUUUGGAAAGAAAAAUUAAUUUUAUAUACGCUUUUUAUCAUUCGCACAUGACUAUGUACUUUUUAAAUUGAGUGCAAUAUAAAAAAAACAAUGCAGUGCCAUAUAACGGGUAGCCGCUUAUAGCUGCAUAUUCAGUAAGAAUGUAGAAUGUACAUAUGACACUAAUGCAUUCUAUAUAUCCUACAUUCUACAUAGAAUA
This is a messenger RNA of Bombus pascuorum, 1712 nucleotides long. It is a transcript of the gene GlcAT-I, whose product is annotated as galactosylgalactosylxylosylprotein 3-beta-glucuronosyltransferase I. Gene Ontology annotation, biological process: carbohydrate metabolic process; chondroitin sulfate proteoglycan biosynthetic process. The record is from RefSeq and is a predicted model, not a curated record. Gene Ontology annotation, cellular component: Golgi membrane. NCBI's taxonomy places the organism in Eukaryota, Metazoa, Arthropoda, Insecta, Hymenoptera, Apidae. Bases 417 to 1457 code for a protein of 346 amino acids. Gene Ontology annotation, molecular function: galactosylgalactosylxylosylprotein 3-beta-glucuronosyltransferase activity. The transcript has 4 exons.